Messenger RNA from Papilio machaon (common yellow swallowtail), 388 nucleotides. RefSeq lists its product as uncharacterized. The record is from RefSeq and is a predicted model, not a curated record. The transcript has 3 exons. NCBI's taxonomy places the organism in Eukaryota, Metazoa, Arthropoda, Insecta, Lepidoptera, Papilionidae. The coding region runs from base 2 to 388 and encodes 128 amino acids.
AAUGUCCCGAGAAGAUUAUUUAUACACUCAAAUGGUUAUACCCGUGUCAAAACAAACGUAUUUUAAUAUAAAACAAGCGAGGAGAACCGAUAAACUAUGUGCAUACGAUAUGCUUUACCAUCCACCUGACUACAACCAGAAAUCGGCAAGAUCGGACAGGCAGGAACCGAAAAUUAUAAGAAAAAAUAUUUGGGAUCAAGAAUAUCCUAAAGGGAUAGCUUCAACAACUUACUUUCAACUCGGACGGCCGAAGUGGAAGCCAAUAGAUUUACCAACAAAGGAAUUUGUAAGAAUUCAAGCGAAAAACGAAAAUCCACACAUGCGUAUUUACAACAUUUUGGAAUGGGCUACACUGAUAAAUGAAGGCAAACCAAGUCUAUGCGACUGA